This is a messenger RNA of Phytomonas sp. Hart1, 468 nucleotides long. NCBI's taxonomy places the organism in Eukaryota, Euglenozoa, Kinetoplastea, Trypanosomatida, Trypanosomatidae. The record is from the annotation of a GenBank genome assembly.
AUGACAUGGGCCCUGCCGCUUUACCAAGCGCUUUUUCCUUCUGUGGGUUUUUUGAUGCGGGUCCUGCACAAACUGCGGGGGAUGGAUAAUAUCAAGCUCAACGGGCGGCUUGAGCGCGUCCUGGUGGCCAUCACCCGCGUGAUGACGGUGGCGGAGUUCGCGGAAAUCCUCCCUUUCGACCCUCGCGAGGCCACCCUGGCGUCGGAGCGCCAGCCAAACAGCUAUACCCUCAACACCCUCCGCUGCGCGCCUCUUACGACUCUCUGUCCUACUUUGUCAAGGAAAUAUUCCCUUUUAUUCAAUUCGAGAGCCAACCCUUGCGGGAGGCCGAGCAGGCCCAACUCCCGGCCGAACGCACGGUAUGGGCGGCGUUUCUUCAUCAGUACUGGCGCGUCGCUGGGGGGUUUUAUCAACUCCCCACCAUCUUCACCGAGGACUCUUUUUGCGAUUUGUUUAAACCACUCGUAG